AUGAAAUGGUUUUUCUGUUUAUUCAUGAUAAACAAUAUUUAUCGUGAUCAUUUACAAUUUCUAUGAUAUUCAAAAUCAUUUAGGAAAUACAUUUCAUUAUUUUCUUGUUUAAUAAAAGAGUUUUAAUUAAAUGCAUUAUUUAAAGAAUAAAUAUACUAAUUGGAAUUCUAAACAUUUUCCAGAAUUGCAACAAUUUCGAACGGUUGAAUCAUCAUGUGCUGGAUUAUCAUUUCACCAUGCAAGACCGCGAGAUUUUGUCACAUCUCAAUGGAUGUGUUUCACAUCGAAAUAUUUCACAAUAUAUCGUGUAUUGCUGGCAAUUCUUUUGUUUGUAUGGAUUAUAUACGAUAUUGUUAGCGAAACGAUGAGACAUUUUGAUCAAUCAGAAUAUGGUUGGAUCACGUAUGGUACCAAUUGGGCAUUUCUGCUACUUACCAUAACUCAUAUAUCAUUAGCUUUGUACUGUUUGAUUUACAACAUAAAAUAUUCUAACAACGAACCAAGAUAUUAUCAACCGAUAUGGUUUAUAAAUAAUAUAUCAUCCACAUGUAUGCUUGUCGUCUGCGUCAUAUUUUGGUUUUCAUUGUCUAACAUUCCAUUGAGUGUAUUUACAAGUUGGCAGAGUCGAGUUAAGCAUUCAUUGACUCCAAUCUUGGUGCUAAUCGACACAUGCCUUUGUGCAAUUCCUAUACGAAUGAUACACGUGAUUUACCCUUGUUUGGUUGGUUUGAUAUAUAGUUUAUUCACAUAUUUGUUUUGGUUACUCGGUGGUGCAGGGCCUUAUGAUAAAGGACAAGUUUAUCCCUCCGUUGAUUGGAGUAAACCAAUACCAACAGUACUAGUGUGUCUUUGUGCCUUGAUGGCAGCUAUUUUAUGUCAUGUAAUACUCUACAUAAUCUAUUUUAUACGAGUGAAUAUUAGCGCUAAAUUAGGUGGUCGAGGCUACAUGCUGAUUAGAGAAACAAUGGAGCAACACUGUUUUGACAAUGAAGAGUUUGAUUUGGAUGAGGGGAUUGGUAAAAUUGGAAGGCAAACUAUCGAGUCAAAGAAGAUACAAAAUGCACAAACUGACUUUCAAAAAUAUGGUACAGUUUAAUAGAAGGAUAUUAACUCUUCAUAUGCAUAAUCUGUAGAUCGAUUUUCCAAAUUUGAAUAAAAAUUGACCAACUGUUGAUUUAGUUUGAGGUCAAUACUAUCUG
Messenger RNA from Schistosoma turkestanicum, 1199 nucleotides. The record is from the annotation of a GenBank genome assembly. Lineage: Eukaryota; Metazoa; Platyhelminthes; Trematoda; Strigeidida; Schistosomatidae.